Messenger RNA from Onychostoma macrolepis, 4359 nucleotides. It is a transcript of the gene rundc3b, whose product is annotated as RUN domain containing 3b. The record is from RefSeq and is a predicted model, not a curated record. Bases 505 to 1542 code for a protein of 345 amino acids. NCBI's taxonomy places the organism in Eukaryota, Metazoa, Chordata, Actinopteri, Cypriniformes, Cyprinidae. The transcript is spliced from 13 exons.
AUUCAUUCAGGAACAAAACACCGUCAUGUUGCUCAGAGACGUAAAGCAUUGCUGUGGUUGUUUGGAAUUAUUUUUUUUGUUGGCGAAAUGGAGCAAAAACAGGCAAUAUGGUGUCUAAAACUUUUGUUUCAGAACCACAACUAUGAUGGUAGGUACACUAUAGGUUGUGAAACCGAGCUAGAGAGCGAGAGUGGUGGGAGAUAAGAACAACAUAAUAACGUCUGUGCUUAGAAGGAGAGGAAAUUGGGCAAGCAAGCAACCUCACAGAGGUAAAGAACAGUUCAGUUCUCAGUGAAGACCCUCAUCGAUCGCUCAUGUUUUGAGACGAUAGACGACACGUCUGCUGAGUUCAUCAACUUUGUUUCCAUUCUAGAACAUAUUCUCAGCCAUAGACUGAAAGGUCAGGUCAGCUGGUUUGGCUACGAGAGCCCGCGCAGUUUCUGGGAUUACAUACGUGUGGCGUCUAGUAAAGUCCCGCAUAGCUGCAUCCACAGCAUCGAGAACAUGGAGAACGUCCGCAGCUCUAGAGCAAAGGGUCGUGCCUGGAUAAGAGUGGCGUUAAUGGAGAAGCGUUUGUCUGAAUAUAUCUCUGCAGCUCUGAGAGACUUCAAAACUACAAGGAGGUUUUAUGAGGAGGGGGCUGUAGUUCUGGGUGAGGAGGCGGGGCUUCUGGCCGAUACUCUGAUUGGACUGAAUGCCAUUGACUUCAGUUUCUGUCUGAAAGGGGAGGGGCUUGAUGAGAGCUGUCCCGUUGUCAUUGACUACACACCGUACCUAAAAUUCACACAGACUUCUGACAGCAUUAGCAGCGAUGAGGAGGAAAUGAGAACGCUGGGCAGCAGCGGCAGUGAAGCAGGCACUCCUGAAUCCCACAUGGCCGCCAGCCUGAUGGCCGAUCAGAGCACCUGGUACAGCAAGAGCAAAAGACUAGAGCAGAAAUACAGAGUCGUGCUGGAACAGAAGGGUUAUCUGGAGGAGCUGGUGCGUCUGAGGGAAGCUCAGCUCUCUGAGUCUGUCUCUCAGAAUAAAUCUCUACUGCAACGACUCAAAGACACCGAAAUCAGCCACAAACUGGAGAAAGAGCAGCUGGAGAUCAUCAUACUGGAGCUGCAGGAUCAGCUGACGGUGAUGAAGAACCAUGACAUUCGCUCCAGACAGGAGCUUACCUCGCACCUGACAAACCAAUGGCCCUCACCUGGUGCCUUGGAUACCAAUGCAGUUGCCUUGGAUACGCUCCUGUACAGGAAACGCACAGGACCAUGGGAAGAGAAAAGCUUCCAGAGUUUGGAGCAGCUUUCUGCAGAUAUGAGUCUCUCUCAGAUGUCUCUGGAGCCAGCACAACUGAACACACACAGUCUGGACAGCAAGGCAGGACUUACACACUGGCACAGAGAAGGGAAAGAGGAUACUCCGUCUCUGAGGGGUUUGUGUGGUUCCUUAACCUCGAUGGCCAGUUACAAAUCUCUGGCCAGUCUGAAGUCCAGUGAGUAUCUGGCCAGUCCAACAACAGACAUGACCAGCCCAGGAAUGACUCCGUCCUGAGAGACAAGUAUGGACAUAUAAACAUAUACACAAACACACCGGCCUGCUUCAGAUGGUGUGGGCUUCGAAUUGGAGUGAAGAAACGAAAAGCUACCUAUCGGUACCAUCCUCAGAGCUUCUAAGAGACAUUUCAGCUAGACAAGAUGAAACCCCAGUACUGUUCAGACUGGUUUUAGUUCAAUUUGAAGUGCAAUUUCAUUUUCAGAUGUGAACAUUUGGUCGUUGAAGUCCAUAGCUAGUGUAAGCAUUAGCAUUAGUGAAUAUUGAGCAUAAUGUAUCAUGAUGAAUGACAAUCUUGACUCAGGACAUCAGUGAAUCUACCCAGUUCAAAUGUCUGCUGUUUUUGGAAAGUCCACAGAUAAAGGUUUUCAUGGUGUUUUAGUUUUUGCUUCUGUUCAUAAAAUUUGUCCUGUGUGGAAUUAUCCUGAAUUACUUUAUUACUUUUAAAUUUGAUUUAACUUCGUGUCUCACUAUUUUAUUUUAUUUUAAAUGUUUUAUUUAAUUUAAUAUUUUAUUGUAUUUUAACUUUGAUUUAAUGGCUUGUCUCACUAUUUUAUUUUAAAUACUAGAUUUAAUUUUAAUGUUUUAUUUAAUUUUAUUUAGUUUAAUUUAAGCAAAAUUUCUAGUUGCAAGCCUCUUCCUAAAACCACUUUUCUUUAUAAAUUACAUCAAUUAUUGUAAUUAAUCUAGCCCCUCUCUACACAUUUUGGUCCCUUUAAAAAAUCAAUUUUAAACUAUUUCUUUCAAAAUAUUAACAUAAACAUAUAGCUGUGAUAUUCAGUAAGAAAGAUAUAUUUGGGACUUUAACCUAAUUGUAGCUAUCAGAAAUUAUUUGAAUUGUGAGAAGUGGCUGCUCCAUAUCAGAAUUGAAAAACUGGAGCCAUAAUAAUAUUAAAUUAUGACAGAAAUGUUAACAACAAUAUUGCUUUGUUCACUUGCCUUCAUUUAUCUUUUUAGGGAGUAAGAGGAAUAUGAUUUCAGACAUUGCUCUGGUUUGCUGGAUGUGGAUGCUAAUACAUUUAUUUCUUGUCUCUGGCCUUUAACUGAAGUGUUUGAGAUUCACUCUGUCCUCUUACAUGGAGAGGUCUUACAUAUUCAUCAGUUUUGUGAUUUACAUAAUCAUACGGCACUCAAACAUUGGUUUUGCAUUUUUCCCACCGUCACUCUCAGAUAGUGGCUAAUAUGCACUGGUGUAAAGCAUUGCCAUGCAUUUAUAUAAAUAAAUAAGAAUAAUAUGGAUGAUAAAUAAUAUGGUGCAUAUCGGACUGGAACAAGAAUGUAUUCAGAAUCUAAAGAUCUUUAACUUAAUUUGUAAAUGUCUGAACUAGUUUUGUCAAUUUAAUGGGAUUAAUUAUAAAAAAUUAAGACAAAAAAAAUUAUUUGAGUUAAUCAUUUCCUCUAAUUUGUAUGUAAAUGCUGUAAUUUCCUACCUCCAGAGCAAUUCAAGCUUAAAGUACCACUUUGUUUUUGACUGUAUAAUGAGGCUGUGGACUAUAGGCCAGUGAUGUUCUGUGACAUGGACAUAAAUAAUAUAUUGACUUCAAAGCCACUUUUUUUAAUGUCCAUUUAAUGCUUUUUUUUUUUUUUAUCUGCCACAAUUCUCCUCAUUAAUGGCUUUUUUUGUGUGGUUAAUUUGAUUAUAAAACCAGAAUGUACAAUUCAUGUGCAGUAUUUAAUUAAUUUUUAAUCCAUUGACUGCCCUAGUCUGAACCCCUUUUUAUUUAAAUGGAAGGUUUAAUUUUAGAAUUAAUUGGUAAAGUUGUGUUUGAAGUUCAAGUUGAAUACUCCUAAUACUGCUGCUGAUAAUUAUUUAAAAAUAUUCCAUUAAAUAUCACUAGUGUGAUUUGAUCAUAAAACAGACCUGUUUAUAAAAUCAGUUUGAGAGGCAUGUCAAGCCAUGGGUUAUAUAUAUAUAAAAAUAAUUAAAAGUGUUAAGAAAUGUAUGAUUACUCAUGAGCAUCAGUAUAGUCAUAACAGAAAUUCCAGGGAAACACGUAUGCAGAAUUCCCUUUGUUGCUUCUCAUCAAAAAUAGUCUUGUCAGCUCGUACACAUUGCCUUGCUGAAUAUCCAUGUUCUUAGUGUUGAAGAAUGUCUCGUCUUACUGUGUGACUUCAGUUCUGUACCGCAGAAAUACAUGUUACAUGUGAAAUGCAUGUUUUACACUGUUCAGAGCUCGUCUUUUCAGAAGCCAGUACAUCUAAAUGUGCAUCUCAAGGUAUUUUUUUGAGAUUCUUACAGCACUGUUUGCUCUAAAAUGUGCAAUUAAAUGUGUAUAGUGGAAUGAAGGAAACGCAUUUAAGUGUUACCUUUCAGUUUCAAGAGUUUUAGCCUUUACAUUUGAGAAAAGUUUACACUUGUUUGAAACUCUGCAGAAUUGUCGCCUUUAUAGACAUUUUUGAAUGUAUUUAGUUUCUCAUUGCUUUGAAAUCUGUUUUUGUGAUUUGAGUUUUUCUUCCUUUAAUUUUCUGUUGCAUGGUGACAGAAAUAAAUGGGGUGAGGAUAAUGAGGGAGCACUGCGAUGAAUAUCAUAUAUUCAGCUAAUUAUAAUUUAGCCUCAAUAUGUUUAGUCAAAUUUCACUUUAUGUCCUCAUCUAUGAUCAUGUUUUUUCAAUAAAUUAAAAUGCAGGCUUGGCUGAAUGCUGGUUUUGUCUCAUUGGCUAUGUGUGCAAUGGAAUACUAGCUUACAGAGUACUUUGUAUGCAUUCAUUUUUCUGUCACACAACCUCAUCAUGUUGCAUGUUUAGUUUGGUGUUAUCAAUAUAAAUUAAUUGCAAUUGUGUAAAAACAAUGUCAACAAAUUUCUGAAAUUAAUUCUG